Symphalangus syndactylus (siamang) is the source of this 4058-nucleotide messenger RNA. It is a transcript of the gene USP15, whose product is annotated as ubiquitin specific peptidase 15. Gene Ontology annotation, biological process: protein deubiquitination. Gene Ontology annotation, molecular function: cysteine-type deubiquitinase activity. NCBI's taxonomy places the organism in Eukaryota, Metazoa, Chordata, Mammalia, Primates, Hylobatidae. Gene Ontology annotation, cellular component: nucleus. The record is from RefSeq and is a predicted model, not a curated record.
CUAUUAAAGAAGCAGCAAAUACAAUUCUAAAACUAAUAAUAUGAAAAUUUUAUGGAUUUAAUGUUUAGGAGUAAAAUGAUUACACCAAACAGAACUGAAGAGAAAAUUUGUAAACUAAAUGAUUUGUCAAUAGAAAAUAUACAGUCUAAAGCUUAGAGAGACAAAAGAAUAGAAAAUACAGAAAAAAGCUAAAGCAUAAACAGAAUGCAGUAAGUAAGUUUAACAUGCAUACAUAUAGUUGGAAUCUUAGAGAAGAAAGAAAGAAUGGGUAGAACUAAUACUAAAGGAGAUAAUAGCUGAGAAUUUUCCCAAGCUGAGAAAGGUGUCAUGCUUUAAGUUAAAGAAAUGCUAUGAAUCCCAAACUGAAAUAAUACAAACAAAACUGUACCUGGUACAAAUGUUGAAAAGCAAAGGCAAAAAAAAUUUCUAAUAAUAGCCAGAGAAAAAGACAUGUUGUCUUCAAAAUAAGCAUAAGACAAAGUAAUGAUUUCUCAAGAGAAACCAUGGAAGCCAGAAAACAAUGGAUUUUGAUAUAUUAAAAGAAAAUAACUGCCAAUAUAGGAUUCUGUGACUAAGAAAAUAAUCCUUCAGGGAUGAAGGUGAAAAAAGCCAUUUUCAAAUAAAAACUAACAGAGUUUGUUACCUGCAGAUGUGUAUUAAAGGCACUACAAAAUAAUCUUAAGAAUGGAAGGAAAAUUAUUCCACAUGAAAGCUUGGAGAUGCAGGAAAACAGUGUAGACUGACAAAAUGUAAAUGUUGUGAGUAAAUCUUAAGAUGGACUGUUGAAAACAUUAAUAAUAAUUUUUAUGGAGUUGAAAAUGUGUGUAGAAUUAACUACACAAUAGUGUUAGCAUGUAAGUUAAUAUUCUCCACUAUGUUCCCCAGUGAUCCCCAACUCCUCAUAUCCAUAUUCUUGGGCACUCCUCUUCCAUGUUGUACUGAGGUUGGUCUGUGUGGCCAAUAGCAUAUAUCAGUACUCAUGGUACAUCGCUUUCGAGAUUAGGUUAUAAAAAAACACCGCGGCUUACAUCUUGGGUGCACGUGCACUCUAGCUGUCUCUCUUUCUCAUUUCUCACUCGGGGGAAUUCAACUGCAUAUGGCGAGGACACUCAGGCAGCCUAUGGAGAGGCCCACAUGGUGAGGAACUGAGAUCUCUGGCCAAUAGAGAGGAACGGAGGCCUGCAACAACCAUGUGGUUGAACAGGGUAUGUUUGUAAAGCACUGCAAAGUAGAAGUAUAUCUCACAGAAUUGAAGCUGUGUGAAAAUGGAAACAUGAACAAUGUUGUAACUCGAAGAUUUAGCAAAGCUGACACAAUAGAUACAAUUGAAAAGGAAAUAAGAAAAAUCUUCAAUAUUCCAGAUGAAAAGGAGACCAGAUUGUGGAACAAAUACAUGAGUAAUACAUUUGAACCACUGAAUAAACCAGACAGCACUAUUCAGGAUGCUGGUUUAUACCAAGGACAGGUAUUAGUGAUAGAACAGAAAAAUGAAGAUGGAACAUGGCCAAGGGGUCCUUCUACUCCUAAGUCCCCAGGUGCAUCCAAUUUUUCAACUUUACCAAAGAUCUCUCCUUCAUCUCUAUCAAAUAAUUAUAACAACAUGAACAACAGAAAUGUGAAAAACUCAAAUUACUGUCUCCCAUCAUAUACUGCUUAUAAGAACUAUGAUUAUUCAGAACCUGGAAGAAACAAUGAACAGCCAGGCCUCUGUGGCCUAAGUAACUUGGGAAAUACGUGUUUCAUGAACUCAGCUAUUCAGUGUUUGAGCAACACACCUCCACUUACUGAGUAUUUCCUCAAUGAUAAGUAUCAAGAAGAACUGAAUUUUGACAAUCCCUUAGGAAUGAGAGGUGAAAUAGCUAAAUCUUAUGCCGAACUGAUCAAGCAAAUGUGGUCUGGAAAGUUUAGCUACGUCACCCCAAGAGCCUUUAAGACACAGGUAGGACGUUUUGCACCUCAGUUCUCUGGAUAUCAGCAGCAAGACUGUCAAGAACUGUUAGCUUUCUUAUUAGAUGGAUUACAUGAGGAUUUGAAUAGAAUUAGGAAAAAACCAUAUAUACAAUUAAAAGAUGCAGAUGGAAGGCCAGAUAAGGUGGUUGCUGAAGAAGCCUGGGAAAACCAUUUAAAACGAAAUGAUUCUAUCAUAGUAGAUAUAUUUCAUGGCCUUUUCAAAUCAACUUUAGUUUGUCCUGAGUGUGCUAAGAUUUCUGUAACAUUUGAUCCUUUUUGUUACUUGACACUUCCAUUGCCCAUGAAAAAAGAACGCACCUUGGAAGUUUACUUAGUUAGAAUGGAUCCGCUUACCAAACCUAUGCAGUACAAAGUGGUUGUCCCCAAAAUUGGAAACAUAUUAGAUCUUUGUACAGCAUUGUCUGCUUUGUCAGGAAUACCUGCAGAUAAGAUGAUAGUUACUGAUAUAUACAAUCAUAGAUUUCACAGAAUAUUCGCUAUGGAUGAAAACCUUAGUAGUAUUAUGGAACGGGAUGAUAUUUAUGUGUUUGAAAUUAACAUCAAUAGGACAGAAGAUACAGAGCACGUAAUUAUUCCUGUUUGCCUAAGAGAAAAAUUCAGACACUCAAGUUAUACCCACCAUACGGGUUCUUCACUUUUUGGUCAGCCUUUUCUUAUGGCUGUACCACGAAACAAUACUGAAGACAAACUUUAUAAUCUCCUGCUCUUGAGAAUGUGCCGAUAUGUCAAAAUAUCUACUGAAACUGAAGAAACUGAAGGAUCCCUACACUGCUGUAAGGACCAAAAUAUUAAUGGGAAUGGCCCAAAUGGCAUACAUGAAGAAGGCUCACCAAGUGAAAUGGAAACAGAUGAGCCAGAUGAUGAAUCCAGCCAGGAUCAAGAACUUCCCUCAGAGAAUGAAAACAGUCAGUCUGAAGAUUCAGUUGGAGGAGAUAAUGAUUCUGAAAAUGGAUUAUGUACUGAGGACACUUGCAAAGGUCAACUCACGGGACACAAAAAACGAUUGUUUACAUUCCAGUUCAACAACUUAGGCAGUACUGAUAUCAACUACAUCAAAGAUGAUACCAGGCAUAUAAGAUUUGAUGAUAGGCAGCUUAGGCUAGAUGAAAGAUCUUUUCUUGCUUUGGAUUGGGAUCCUGAUUUGAAAAAAAGAUAUUUUGAUGAAAAUGCUGCUGAGGACUUUGAAAAACAUGAAAGUGUGGAGUAUAAACCUCCUAAAAAACCCUUUGUGAAAUUAAAAGAUUGCAUUGAACUUUUUACAACAAAAGAAAAGCUAGGUGCUGAAGAUCCCUGGUAUUGUCCGAAUUGUAAAGAACAUCAGCAAGCCACAAAGAAAUUGGAUUUAUGGUCCCUGCCUCCAGUACUUGUAGUACAUCUCAAGCGAUUUUCUUACAGUCGAUACAUGAGAGACAAGUUGGAUACCUUAGUUGAUUUUCCUGUCAAUGACUUGGAUAUGUCGGAAUUCUUAAUUAAUCCAAAUGCAGGUCCUUGCCGCUAUAAUUUGAUUGCUGUUUCCAACCACUAUGGAGGGAUGGGAGGAGGACACUAUACUGCUUUUGCAAAAAAUAAAGAUGAUGGAAAAUGGUACUAUUUUGAUGACAGUAGUGUCUCCACUGCAUCUGAAGACCAAAUUGUGUCCAAAGCAGCAUAUGUACUCUUCUACCAGAGACAAGACACUUUCAGUGGAACUGGCUUUUUUCCUCUUGACCGAGAAACUAAAGGUGCUUCAGCUGCCACUGGCAUCCCAUUAGAAAGUGAUGAAGAUAGCAAUGAUAAUGACAAUGAUAUAGAAAAUGAAAACUGUAUGCACACUAACUAAUGAAAGUCCUAGAAGCCAUAAAAGAGAGACUUUCCUGCUGGUGGUAUCUAUGGAAAUGAUGAAGUUAUCCACCACAUUAAAACAAAAGUCUGAGAUGGGGAGUUUCAGAUAACCGAAUGUAAAUCCUUUAUCAGAUUUUAACUUGUGCAGUACUUGAAGUGAAACACAAUGAAAACUUUAACAGAAAUUGUCUCUUAAUACAUUUACAGUCUUGUAUUUACAAGCUAAAUAUAUAUAGGAAAUCACAAAUAAAUCCCUUUUAAGUUUG